AGCAAAAGAAAGGCCACAGACACAGAAGAAGAAGACGAACAGUCGGAGAAGAAGUACAGAAAAUGUGAGAAGGCAGGCUGCUCCGCCGUGUACCCCGUCUGCUUUGCAAGUGCAUCAGAAAGGUGUGCAAAAAACGGUUACACGUCUCGCUGGUAUCACCUGUCGUGCGGCGAGCACUUUUGCAAUGAGUGCUUUGACCACUACUACAGAAGUCACAAAGACGGCUAUGAGACCUUUGCCUCCUGGAAGAAGGACAUCCAGCUCACCGCCUCACUGGCAGCAACGUAUCGCUGCGGGAUGAAGCUCGGCAACGUCAAGAGAGUGUCCGAGGUGACGGACAGCUGGUGGCAUUCGAUGCUGAUUCUGCCACCGCUGCUGAAGGAGAGCCCGGCCAGCCCCUUCCUGGCCGCCUACUACCCGGACUGCGUGGGGAUGAGUCCAUCUGGCUCGCCCGGCAGCGUGUCGCUGGCUGAGCUGAGGGCGGAUCCCUGCAGAGCCGCCCUGUGCGUGCGGCCGGACAUGAUGGAGCUGGACGAGCUUUACGAGUUCCCAGAGUUUUCCCGCGACCCCACCAUGUACCUGGCCCUGCGUAACCUGAUCCUGGCACAGGAAGAGGUGCUGACGGCUCAGAGGUGUGCGCAGCACAUCGUGGUUCGGGGGCUGGUGCGUGUGCGCUGCGUGCAGGAGCUAGACCGGGUGCUCCGCUUCAUGACCAAGAAGGGGCUCAUCAACACCGGCGUGCUGGCUGUGGAGCGGCCGCUGCUGUCGGAGGCAUGCUGUGCUAUGAGCCUGCCACGCCCCCGUUUCCCCCUCACUUUCCCCAUUUCCCCCUCAUACACGCCCCCCGUUUCCCCCUCACACACUCCCCCGUUUCCCCUUCACACACUCCCUGUUUCCCCCUCACACAUACCCCUGUUCCCCACCUCAUUUCCCCCUCAUACACACACACACACCCUGUUCCCCCCCCCAUCCUUCUCACCCGUCACGUCUACUCGUCCUGUGCAGAGGAAGGCCGUCGUGGUCGUGGGCGCCGGUGCGUCGGGACUAGCUGCGGCACGCCAGCUGCACAACUUCGGCUUCCAGAUUGUCAACGGAUGCGUCAACAACCCGAUCGCCCUGAUGUGUGAGCAGAUGGGCCUGAAAAUGCACAAGCUGGGGGAGCGCUGUGACCUCUUCCAGGAGGGCGGGCAGGUGGCCGACCCAGCCAUCGACAAACGCAUGGACUUCCACUUCAACGCCAUCCUGGAUGUGGUGUCCGAAUGGAGGAAGGACAAGUCUCAAAGCCAGGACAGGCCGCUGGGAGAAAAGGUUCAGGAAGUAAAGAAGAACUUUCUGCAGGAGUCUGGGAUCCAGUUCAGUGCGCUGGAGGAGAAAGUCCUUCAAUUUCAUCUCAGUAAUCUGGAGUACGCCUGUGGCAGCACCCUGGACCAGGUUUCGGCCCGGUCCUGGGACCACAACGAGUUCUUUGCCCAGUUCUCGGGAGACCACACCCUGCUGACCAGGGGCUACUCGGUUCUUCUCAACAAACUGGCCGAGGGCCUGGAGAUCCACAGGAACUGUCCGUUUAUCUUGAUUCACGCGUCCACAGCACUGGUCAGUCAUCAACCACAUGGAGAGUAA
Molecule: messenger RNA, 1620 nt
Organism: Menidia menidia (Atlantic silverside)
Lineage: Eukaryota; Metazoa; Chordata; Actinopteri; Atheriniformes; Atherinopsidae
Source: the annotation of a GenBank genome assembly